Exophiala spinifera is the source of this 1728-nucleotide messenger RNA. RefSeq lists its product as uncharacterized. NCBI's taxonomy places the organism in Eukaryota, Fungi, Ascomycota, Eurotiomycetes, Chaetothyriales, Herpotrichiellaceae. Gene Ontology annotation, molecular function: zinc ion binding; DNA binding. Bases 1 to 1728 code for a protein of 575 amino acids. The transcript has 2 exons. The record is from RefSeq and is a predicted model, not a curated record. Gene Ontology annotation, biological process: DNA-templated transcription.
AUGGGAGAACUUUCGAGGAAGGUAAGUCUGGCCCAGGGGGAAGGAGCUUUCGGACUCGUGGGGAACAUGUCGGAGGUGGCGUGGAUCGACCAGGCCUUCGGUGUCGUCCGUGGGAGGCCCGGCGCAACGCGACCGAGGCUGUCAACGUCUGGAGUCUUGGACCCUCACGCCUUCUCGGCAACGAAUUUCAUCUACUUCGUGGAUGAUGACGAAGUACUGACCGUCAACGAGGACCCGAUCGACCCGUAUCAAAGACCUUCCUUUUCCAGGUCCCUGGUAUUGACCGAGGCAUACUUCCACGCUCUUCAGGACGCUUUUCCCUUUGUUGUUCACGAUGACUUCCUGAGCAACUUAUUCAACGUGUCUACGCAGCAUUCUUGGACAGGACGGAGGUUGUUGGCAAAAGCCAACAUGAUGUGGGCCAUUGGAUCGAAAUGGCUCGAGAUGACUGGCAUGAACGGUGAAGCCCCUAGGGACACUCACCAGCACUAUUAUGCCAGGGCCCGAGCUCUAGGUCUUGAUCAUAGGGCGGUCUUUGAUCAUCCGAAUAUCGAUCAGGUGCAGGGAAUGGGACUACUCGUGCUCUAUCUACUUUUCAAUGGCUCUGUUACCAGAGCCUGGAUCACGCUGGGAUGCGCCACGCGACACGCCACCGCGUUGGGGUUGCAUCUACGAGUGACCGAUCCCAGUGUCAGUGACGAAGACCUCCGGAGUCGUGCGCGCACCUGGUAUUCACUCUACAGCCUCGAAGUUCUGAUUUCUGAGAUCACCGGGCGGCCCAAGUCCAUGUCGGUAUCGGAUGUUACAGUCCCGAUAGAUCUCCUCGAACGUGGCAAUCUCGACUACUCUCCCCCAUCGCCAGUCACCUCGCAGAUUGGAGACUCCAUCCUGCUGGAAAUCUCCAGAAAGACGUGGCUGGAACAUCUGGAUCUCAUGCAAAACACAUCAUCCCUUGAGGUGAAGGUCGGCGAGCUUGGGCAAGAAGCUGCUUCUCCCGACUACGCCAUUCCGAACGCCUACCUCCCUCAGCGAUUGUGCCUAUGUCUAUUGAGCGACAAAAUUGCGCGUCAAUUGUACAGCGGCACCAACGAUGACACCUGGGUCGGUCUCCAACGUAAGAUUCAUGGUCUGGAAGACGAAAUGCAGCAUUGGUUCGAGAAUCUUCCCGAGAACUUGUACUUGGUAUCCCGAGGACGUCAAUCCAGAAACUUGCGCGCUCGAAUCGAGCUGGCCAUGUACUACCGUAGCCUACAGAUGAUUCUAUACCGGCCGUGCCUGUGUGCAAACAGCGUCGAGGUCGAAGCCGUCGAGUCGCGCGAGUUCAACCACCGUUCAGCUCGGGCCUGUGUCCUUGGCGCCAUGUCGAUGCUGGCUCUGUUGCCUGACGACCCGACCAUCACGGAGAUCUACCGACGGCUGCCCUGGUGGUCGUUGCUGCAUUUCGUGGCGCAGGCGAGCGCCGUGUUGCACCUGGAGCUGGCCAUUGACGCCCAACAUUUUGAGGGCGAGGUGAACCAGCUUGUCGAGUCUGUCACAAAGGCCAUGCAGUAUUUGCACUGCAUGGCCGGAGCAUCACUGUCGGCGUACCGGGCAUGGAACAUUUUUCGGACCUUGUUGACCGAGGUGUCUCGUCGCUACCACAACAUGGAUUUGAGUGGUGUGGCUCAAGACGCGCCGCGGCCUCCCGGCUGGACAGAAGAGCUUGACAAAGUAGUCAGUGGGUAUUGA